AUGCCUCCGGGUCGACCGCCCCUUACAAAAAUCAUAAACGCUUUGCAGAAGAAGAAAGCGACGAUGAUUUCUAAAAAGAAAACGAACGUGAAGACGAAGACAAAGAAGAAGCCUUUAAAGAUGAAGGAAGAGGACUUCUUUUUUAAUUCCUCGGGAGGAAUGAUGAUGACAGAGGAAGAGGAGGAGGAAGAAGAGAAUAAUAGAAUAUUAGCCCACGGAAACGACGAGGAAGAAAAAAAUUACGAAACAAAUGGAAUGAAUUUGAAAGAAAUUCUGACGCAAAGAUUGGAAGGCAGAGUCGGAGGUCCGACGAGAAGAUCCGCCAAAGGCGGGUGGACCCCGGCCGAGGACGACGUUUUGAGACGCGCGGUGGCUAUUUACAAAGGGAAGAACUGGAAGAAGAUUGCGGAAUACUUCAAAACGAACGAAGGCGUGGAGAAAAGAACGGACGUGCAGUGUUUACACAGGUGGCAAAAAGUUUUAAACCCAGAGCUGGUGAAAGGCCCGUGGUUGAAAGAAGAAGACGAGAAGAUCAUCUCGUUAGUCGCGGAGUUGGGGGCGAAACAGUGGUCGAAAAUCGCGCAACAGUUACCCGGGAGAAUCGGGAAACAGUGCAGGGAGAGAUGGUACAAUCAUUUGAAUCCGGAAAUCAAGAGAGAAGAUUGGAGCGAGGAGGAGGAUUUGCUUUUGAUAAGGAAACACCAAGAGUGCGGGAACAAGUGGGCGGACAUUGCGAAAAAUUUCGUCGGAAGAACGGAUAACGCGAUCAAAAAUCACUGGAACUCGACGCUAAAAAGACGCGUCGAAGAGGCGUACGCCAAAGGGUUGCCCGCGGAGGCGGCGGCGUUUCACAACAGCUCGGACGAGAACGGGAAAAAGCUCUCCUCCGGGAAAGGCACCAAGUCGGCGAAAGCGUCGGCGAAGAACCAAAGUCAACAAGCCAGUUUGAUCGUCGCAAAAACAUCGACGGCGGAGUACAGGAAGUACGUCGUUUCAAACGAUGACGGAGAGGAUAUCUUUGAUCCGCUCGCCGGGACUGUUUUUGCGGAGACGAAGACGAACAGGAAAACUUUGGGUGGUACUGUUGGAGCGACGAAACGAGCGGCGGAGAUGGGAGGGAAGAAGAACAACGGAGAAAACGCAAAGAAGUAUCGCAAGAAGGAUUCAAGUAAUGACGCGGGCUUAGUAUCAGCGGCGGCGGGGGCGCCGUACGAAAUGAAUAAUCAUCAUCGUCAACACCAUCACCACAACUCGCCGUCGACGAGAUUUCAUUUCCAAUCGCCGAAUACCUACGCCGCCGCCGCCGCGAGAACGCCCACGGACGUCCGAAAAUACGCGAACGAGGAGGACGCCGAACGCGGAUUCGAGGACGUCUUUGACGAACACGAUAACACCAUGGUGCACUCGCCGUUGGCAUCGCCGUCGUUGUUGAAUUGGGUCAACGGUGGUGGCGUCACUACGAGAGUGACUCCCGGGAGGCUUCACGCGCAAACGAACGCGCGUGAAGGCACCAUGUACGAUAAAUACGUCGCGAGUCCACAACAACACGAUUCGCCGACCAACCGUUUGCUUUCUCCAGAAAUGAAGAAGAAAAUGGCAACGACGACGAUGAUGACGACGACGUCUGCGCAUCAUCACAGCGACCCAAGCAAUAUUCCUUUCCAUGACAUGUAUCAGAAAAUGCAACAACAGUUGUUACAACAAAAAGAAGCAGAGAGAAUAAACAUGACGGGAGGGGCUUCGGUAGACCCUCCGCCGGCGCCAACGAAAGCGCCGAGAGGGUUCGCAGACGGAAGUUGCGCGUUCGACAACACCGCCAUCACGUUCCAGUCGCCACCCGCGAGAGGAGGAAAUGAUGUCAGCACGAGUGCGCAAAUGCACGCGGACGGCGACGGCGAUGUCACCGCGAAUGGAUUGGUCGUGGCUGGCCUCGGCAAAGUUUCCAACUACGACGGAACUGGGAAAAAGACGAAGAAAAACAACAACCGUCUUUCUCACUUGUUUCGCAUGGGUCAAGAUAAUAGCGUGGGAGGUGCGAAUAAUGGAGGCUCGGGAGAGCGAAUGCCCUCUGUUUUGAGAGGGAAGCAGGAACGCGAAACUUUGGAACACCACAUUGCUGCGAGCCCUCCGAGAGCGAUGAAACUCGCAGACGCUGGAAUGCCGAUCAACUUUGCGGGCGGCUUCUCGCCGUCCAAUUUCUUGAAUCGAAACUGA
Bathycoccus prasinos is the source of this 2214-nucleotide messenger RNA. RefSeq lists its product with no specific name. Gene Ontology annotation, biological process: regulation of DNA-templated transcription. The transcript is spliced from 2 exons. NCBI's taxonomy places the organism in Eukaryota, Viridiplantae, Chlorophyta, Mamiellophyceae, Mamiellales, Bathycoccaceae. Gene Ontology annotation, cellular component: nucleus. Gene Ontology annotation, molecular function: RNA polymerase II cis-regulatory region sequence-specific DNA binding; DNA-binding transcription factor activity, RNA polymerase II-specific. Bases 1 to 2214 code for a protein of 737 amino acids. The record is from RefSeq and is a predicted model, not a curated record.